Lotus japonicus is the source of this 954-nucleotide messenger RNA. RefSeq lists its product as uncharacterized. Lineage: Eukaryota; Viridiplantae; Streptophyta; Magnoliopsida; Fabales; Fabaceae. The transcript is spliced from 2 exons. Bases 62 to 775 code for a protein of 237 amino acids. The record is from RefSeq and is a predicted model, not a curated record.
UAGGGCGCGGCGGUGGGUUACGUCCCGGGUCGGGCAUGCAGGCCUCGAUGAGAGGCGAGUCAUGCUCGAUGAGCUGACGGUGGAUGACAUUAUAUGGACCCCAUUUGAGGACCAUCGGGCUCAUCCACCACGGGAUCAGAGGGCCAUGUAUUCUGGCUACAUCCGGACGCCAUUUGGCCGUGUUGUUCGACGACAUCUACCAGGGAGGGUUCUGCGCCAGUUUGGCUACAUCCAGGAUGUCCCUCGACACCCCUCCGAGAUCCAGACGACUGGGUCCCUUGCUGAGACCGCAGAUGCUGCCUAUGCUGAUUUUGUGCCGCACCUGCGCCCUCAGGGGAUCCCUGCUACUCAUUCGGGAGAGGCUGUGGAGGAGUACAUGAGGUGGUAUGGCGGUGUGUCCCAUCGGUUCAUCAUCCCUGAUGAUAGGAGGGAGGAGUUCAGUGCUGUGACGGUUGUGCGUCGGGUCGUGGACUUGUUGGAGCAGUCACUGGAGGUGUCAGAUGCUCUUGCAGUUGGCACGCAUGCCCGAUCCCUCACUGAGAGGGCGCUGGAUCUUAUUAGAUCCAGCGCAUUCAUCGGUACCCAGGGAGUAGCCUUUGCUGCUGUCCGAGGAGCUGGAGCUGCAGGAGGCAGAGGUCGUGAAGGUAGAGCGCGUGGAGGCAGAGCCCGUGGAGGCAGAGCCCGUGGAGAGGGUGCACCUGCAGAGGGCGCUCGUGGAGGCAGAGCUCGUGGACCUAGAGGUCGGAGGGGUGGCGGUAGGGGUCGGGGCGAGUGACUGUAUAUUUGUAUAUUUUUUUGUGUACUUUUAUAUUAUGACAUGUGACGACAUUGUAUGGACUCUUUUUAUAUUAACCACGCUUUCUAUUUCCACCUAUUAUGUUUAGACUCUUAUAAUGAAAAAUAACCUGUAUAACUACACCGUGAAUAAUGAAAGGCAAGAUAAGUAACAUAAGG